Messenger RNA from Penicillium paradoxum, 1263 nucleotides. RefSeq lists its product as uncharacterized. Lineage: Eukaryota; Fungi; Ascomycota; Eurotiomycetes; Eurotiales; Aspergillaceae. The record is from RefSeq and is a predicted model, not a curated record. The coding region runs from base 1 to 1263 and encodes 420 amino acids. The transcript has a single exon.
AUGGCACGCCAUUCUCGUUUCCAAUCAGGCCGCAAACCCCAAGGUCAUCCUGGCUUCCCCCUCAAAGAGGUGCAUGUAACAGGCCCAUUUUCCUUUCUUAAUCCGACAUCGGCACACUACGCCCUCAUCCGAGAUCCCACACGAGAUCCAAACACAGAACCAUCGAAGGAGUAUCAUGUUAUCCCGCAGGUCGAGCGUCUCUGGCGAUCCCGCGACAACAGAAAAGGCCGACAUGCCGUUCAGGUCGAUACCAAGGUCUCCCCUCAUGAAACUGGAAUUAUGCCACCAGAGUCUACACGUUCCGUCUCGGCUGUAGCCAAGGGUCUUCUUCGGAUGGCGACCUACGCCCCUUACUGGGAUGUAUCAUACCUGGUAGCCACAUCAUUCACCUUCGGAUCCGCAAUCUGGAUCCUCAAUGCAUUUUUCGCGUGGUUGCCGCACGCAGCCCCCAAGACGAAGUUCCAUAAUGAAUCACUUAUCGCUGGCGGCGUAACGGGGCUCCUUGGAGGACUUGUUUUUGAAAUCGGCAGUGUGUUACUGCUUCUUGAGGCUAUCAAUACCAAUAAUACCGGGUGCUUUGGCUGGGCGCUUGAGGCGGUCGUUUCGAGGCCUAGCGAGGAUGGUGUGCAUCAACGUGGAAUGACCGAGCUCAAGCCGAGUGUGUCGGAAUGUGAACAUCACCAUGCGAAUCGGAGAUCAUUUCUCCGGAUGAAGCAUCCUCGAGGUGAUACCCGAGCUGAAUCUCGGCUCGAUGAGCAUGGCUACGUGACUUAUUCGCCGGAUGGCAGGUCCUUCCGAUGGAUUCCGUCGAUGAAAGAAGUGCGGACACACUAUAUUCAUGAAUUGGGCUUUCUAGCUUCUUUGAUCGAGUUUGUUAGUGCAACAAUCUUCUGGGUUGCGACUAUCAGUGGAGCGCCUGGGAUCUUUAAUCACAUGAGUCAGGGUCUUACUGAUGGUAUCUACUGGAUCCCUCAGAUUGUUGGUGGAACUGGGUUUAUUUUAAGCGGACUUCUGUUUACCCUUGAGACACAGACCAAAUGGUAUAUUCCUGCUUGGCAUGUUCUAGGCUGGCAUGUUGGGGUCUGGAAUUUGAUUGGCGGUAUUGGCUUUACUCUUUGCGGUGCACUAGGGCCGGCUAGCAAUGACUCUCGUUUCGCCUAUCAGUCAACACUGGCUACUUUUUGGGGCUCUGUGGCCUUCAUGAUUGGAUCUAUGAUUCAAUGGUAUGAGAGUUUGCAGAAGUACCCGGUUGAAAAGAAGUGA